Molecule: messenger RNA, 495 nt
Organism: Cladocopium goreaui
Lineage: Eukaryota; Dinophyceae; Suessiales; Symbiodiniaceae
Source: the annotation of a GenBank genome assembly
GACACCAUCUUCGGAGACCUGGGCCCCGUGGGCGGCGUCGACUUCGACACACUGGCGUCACUGCUGCGCGGUGGCGAUGGAGCGACGAAGACGAAGAAAACGCCACUGAAGAAGAACGAAGGUAUCAAGGUCCUAGAUGCAUCCCGUGCGCAGAACAUGGCCAUCGUGCUCAGCAAAUUGCCCAUCUCCUCCCAAGAGCUUUGCGAUGCCCUGCUGCACCUGGACUUCUCUGCCAUGGCGGUCUCAGAGGAUAUGGUGGAACUAUUGACGGGCGUUCUGCCCACCAACGAGGAGUGUGACAAGUUGAAGAUGUAUCAAGAUUCUCCUGAAGAACUUCGGGACAUUGAACAGAAGGUCCUCCCCUUCUGUUUUUUGCCCCGGAGCCAUGCGCGUCUCCGGCUGUUGCGCCUGGCAUCGAGCCACAGCGAGCUCUGCGCCCAGCUGCGGACGCGCUGUGAGAACCUGCGAGGUGCCGCACAGGAGGCGAUGACCAGC